GUAUUAUUUCACUAAAAAUUUUCGUUUUUUGUUAUACUAUUCCUUUUCCAUUUUAUAUAAGAAUAGAAAUCUAAAAAAUAUUUAAAAAAUCUAUUUAUUUAAUUUUUUACACAUAGAAACAGAAAAUAUGUGUAUUUUCAUACAUUUGACAUAGGUUAGAGGUUAUCUAUUUUUUUAUCUCAUUAUGUAGUCAUUCUUGUUCGAUUUCUUCUGAAUUAAUAUUUAAUAAACAACGGCAGUGUUAUACAAAUCUUCAAUUAUAUAUUAAAAACAUUACAGGAAUUCAAACAAGUUUCCAUUAGUUUCCAUCAUGUCUACAACAGUAUCAAAUGAUGAACGUAUGUUAAAAGGAAUAAGAAGAGUAAUUCCAAAUUUGAAUAAUACCAAAUAUAAAGGUCAAGAUGGUCGAAUUGGUAUAUUUGGUGGUAGUCUUGAAUAUACUGGUGCACCAUAUUAUGCAGCAAUGAGUGCACUCCGUACUGGAUGUGAUUUAGUGCACAUAUUUUGUGUAAAAGAUGCAAGCUUUCCACUGAAAGCAUUUAGCCCAGAACCUAUUGUUCAUCCAGUUUUAGAUCAAUAUGAUGCAAUUAAACAAAUAAGACCAUGGCUUGAUCGUUUACAUAUAAUUAUUAUUGGACCUGGUCUUGGUAGAGAUGAUAAAGUAUUUAAAAUAAUUGUUGAAUUAAUUUCAAUUUGUCGUGAUAUGAAAAAGCCAUUGGUAAUUGAUGCAGAUGGAUUAUUUUUGAUUAGCCAGAAACCUGAUAUAAUAAAAGAAUAUCCAGGUGCUAUCCUUACUCCUAAUGCAAUGGAAUUCAGUCGCCUUGUUAAAGGAGUACUUGAUAAAAAUGUUCAACCUACACCAAUGGUUAAAGCAAAUGAUGUUAAACAUUUAGCUGAUGCACUUGGGAAAAAUGUAAUAAUUUUACAUAAAGGAGCAAAGGAUGUAAUUGCAGAUGGACAUAAAGGUACAGAAGCUGUGUCAUGUGGAUUAGCUGGUUCUGGACGAAGAUGUGGAGGUCAAGGAGAUUUAUUAUGUGGAGCAUUAGCUGUAUUUUGGUGGUGGGCUAUUUGUGCAGGAAAUAACGAAACUGCUUUGUCUCCACCAAUAGCUGCAAGUUAUGCUGCAAGUAGAUUAGUGAGAGAAUGCAAUUCAUCUGCAUAUAAAUUAAAGCAAAGAGGAAUGCUAACAACUGAUAUAUUGGAGCAAAUACAACCUGUUUUUGCCAGAAUUUUUGAGACUCAUUUUAACAAAACAUCUUCAUUCAAUGGGAGAAAUCGAACACGAAGCAUUGAUUCCUGAAUUAUAUUAGUAUUAUAUUACUUAAUUUUUUAAUGCAUAUACAAGUUUGAUAAAAAUUUGGUGAAUUUUUAAAUUAUUAAAUUGUGAAAUAAUAAAAUUAUAUUAAACCUGAAAUGUUAAAAUGAGAAGUUAUAAAUUCAGGAAUUUAAAAAUUACAAUAAAUUUAUUGUAAAUAAUAAAAUAUUUUUAAUGUCACUAAA
Messenger RNA from Apis laboriosa (Himalayan honeybee), 1500 nucleotides. RefSeq names its product ATP-dependent (S)-NAD(P)H-hydrate dehydratase (gene Naxd). The transcript has 3 exons. Gene Ontology annotation, molecular function: ATP-dependent NAD(P)H-hydrate dehydratase activity. Gene Ontology annotation, biological process: metabolite repair. The record is from RefSeq and is a predicted model, not a curated record. NCBI's taxonomy places the organism in Eukaryota, Metazoa, Arthropoda, Insecta, Hymenoptera, Apidae. Bases 311 to 1300 code for a protein of 329 amino acids.